CCGCGCAGAACCGAUUCCAAAAUCUUUCGGUUCCCCUUCUCUCACUGUAUGUCUCACCCGCUUUGUCCUCUCUCUCUCCCAGAGGAAUCCAAGCGAAAUUUCGAGAACACAGAAUUGCUCAUUGUUUUCCAGUGUGACCGCAACCGCGUCGUCAAUCGUACGCUAGCUUUUACCUUAUUCUUCACUGCCUGAGCCUUUGAUCUGAAAGUGAUGGCGGACGUGCAUAUGGGAUCAGAGUCGGAGACCUUCGCUUUCCAAGCGGAGAUCAACCAGCUCUUGAGCUUGAUCAUCAACACUUUCUACGGUAACAAAGAGAUCUUCCUUCGUGAGCUCAUCAGCAACGCUUCUGAUGCAUUGGAUAAGAUUCGAUUUGAGAGCUUAACGGACAAGAGCAAGCUCGCUGCUCAGCCAGAGUUCUUUAUCAGAAUCAUCCCUGGUAAAGCUAAUAAAACUCUAUCUAUUGUCGAUAGUGGCAUUGGCAUGACCAAAGCAGAUUUGGUGAAUAAUUUGGGGACAAUUGCGAGGUCUGGAACAAAGGAGUUCAUGGAGGCAUUGCAAGCUGGAGCUGAUGUCAGCAUGAUUGGUCAGUUUGGUGUAGGGUUUUACUCUGCUUACCUGGUAGCAGAGAAGGUGAUUGUCACCUCAAAGCACAAUGAUGAUGAUCAAUACGUUUGGGAGUCUCAGGCUGGUGGGUCUUUUACUGUCACCAGGGAUGUGGGUGGUGAACCUCUUGGCAGGGGUACCAAGAUCACCCUGUUCCUUAAAGAAGAUCAGUUGGAGUACUUGGAGGAGAGGAAGAUAAAGGACCUUGUAAAGAAGCAUUCUGAGUUCAUCAGCUAUCCAAUUUACCUAUGGACUGAGAAGACCACUGAAAAGGAGGUCAGUGAUGAUGAAGAUGAGGAAACGAAGAAGGAAGAGGAAGGGGAUGUGGAGGAAGUCGACGAGGAUAAGGAAAAGAAGUCAAAGAAGAAGAAAGUCAAAGAGGUGACUCAUGAGUGGCAACUUAUUAACAAGCAGAAACCAAUUUGGUUGAGAAAGCCAGAGGAGAUUACAAAAGAGGAAUAUGCAUCGUUCUAUAAGAGUCUCACAAAUGAUUGGGAGGAUCAUCUUGCCGUGAAGCACUUUUCUGUUGAGGGACAGCUUGAGUUCAAGGCUAUUCUCUUUGUACCUAAGAGAGCCCCGUUUGAUCUCUUUGAUACGAGGAAGAAGUUGAACAAUAUUAAGCUCUAUGUGAGGAGGGUGUUUAUAAUGGACAACUGUGAAGAACUAAUUCCUGAAUACCUGUCAUUUGUCAAGGGCGUUGUGGACUCUGAUGAUCUUCCUUUGAAUAUCUCUCGUGAAAUGCUGCAGCAGAACAAGAUUCUUAAAGUGAUUAGAAAGAAUUUGGUGAAGAAAUGCAUUGAGAUGUUCUUUGAGAUUGCUGAAAACAAAGAGGACUACACCAAGUUCUAUGAAGCUUUCUCCAAGAACAUCAAGCUGGGCAUUCAUGAAGACGGUCAGAACAGGGCUAAGCUUGCUGACUUGCUUAGGUAUUAUUCUACGAAGAGUGGUGAUGAGAUGACCCGCUUGAAAGACUAUGUUACUAGGAUGAAGGAAGGCCAGAAAGAUAUCUACUACAUUACUGGUGAGAGCAAGAAAGCUGUUGAGAAUUCACCAUUCCUUGAGAAACUCAAGAGGAAGGGAUACGAAGUGCUGUUCAUGGUUGAUGCUAUUGAUGAGUAUGCUGUUGGGCAAUUGAAGGAGUAUGACGGAAAGAAGCUUGUCUCUGCAACUAAGGAAGGGCUCAAGCUUGAUGAGGAGUCCGAAGAAGAGAAGAAGAAAAAAAAGGAAAAGAAAAAGUCGUUUGAGAACCUUUGCAAGACAAUCAAAGAGAUUCUAGGAGACAGGAUUGAGAAGGUUGUUGUGUCUGACAGAAUUGUUGACUCUCCUUGCUGCUUGGUAACUGGAGAAUACGGAUGGACGGCCAACAUGGAGAGGAUCAUGAAGGCCCAGGCUCUGAGAGACAACAGCAUGAGUUCUUACAUGUCUAGCAAGAAGACAAUGGAAAUCAACCCAGACAAUGGCAUAAUGGAGGAACUAAGGAAGAGGGCUGAAGUCGACAAGAAUGACAAAUCAGUCAAGGACUUGGUACUGUUGCUCUUCGAGACUGCUCUUUUGACUUCAGGUUUCAGCUUGGAUGAUCCCAACACAUUUGCAGCAAGAAUUCACAGGAUGUUAAAGCUGGGUUUGAGUAUCGAUGACGAAGAAACUGCUGUGGCUGACGAUGUUGAUAUGCCAUCUUUGGAGGAAGAGAACAACGAGGAAAGCAAGAUGGAAGAGGUUGACUGAGGAGUUAAAGACAUAAAUGGUCAAUAAUAUAAGAUGUAUUCAAUAGUAUAGAUGUGUGAGUGUCGUCGUUUUAGUGUAAACUUCGCUGGGUUCUGAUGGUGUGGUUUUGUUCAGGUUUGUCUAAUGGUUUGUCUUGUGGCACUACUAUAUUAAUCUCAGUUUUCCCGCAAUUUCAUGUUUGGCGUCAAAUGUUCUCCCAAGUUAUUUACUCUUCUCAUUUCGAACCACUGCAAAUAUUAAGCAAUGACCUACAACAAAUUUGCCUCGAAAUCUUGUUUCGUUUGGUAUGAAGUGUAAUAGUAAUUUCGUACUGCAAAGUUCACCGCGCAUUGGUUCCGUAAAAUUGUAGUCGGAAGUUCACUGUCCAGUUCUCACCUUUGAUUCCAACACAUUCUCCUGUAGUUUUUUGGGAAAAUACAGCAAAGGCGAGGGCACAGGUGAGGCAAAUAGAAGGGAUGAAAAAAAAAAAGGGUUAUGGUAAAUGUUCUGGUUCAUGGCAAAUGAUACAAGACAUCCAGAAAGCAAAUUG
Molecule: messenger RNA, 2857 nt
Organism: Durio zibethinus
Lineage: Eukaryota; Viridiplantae; Streptophyta; Magnoliopsida; Malvales; Malvaceae
Product: heat shock protein 83-like
Biological process (GO): protein folding
Molecular function (GO): ATP binding; ATP hydrolysis activity; ATP-dependent protein folding chaperone
Source: RefSeq, a predicted model, not a curated record